AUGAUUUCUGCUCGUGCUAGAAACAUCAAGUCAGGAUGGAAGAGUAUCUUUGUGGUUUUUGGACGCGCCGCUUCCGACGAGAAUGCACAAUUGGUGGAAACCACAUUCGGCGUUGCUAAAUUGGUGUAUCAAAAACAUCUGGAUCUCAUUGGACCGGCGUUCGUUGAUUUCGUCAAUUGUCUGGUGGAAUUUGCGUUUAACGGUAAGGAAGAGGAGUUGAUUAACGAAUCCAUCAUGAUGUUGCAAGGUUGUGUUAAAGUUUUGGUGAAGGAUGUGGAUAACUCGAUAAACAAGUUGGACAAUAAGAAAGAAACAAUGGAAACGUCAGAACAAAUCGCUUCGUCAAAGAAGAAACUGCAUCGCAUUGAGGAAGAACAAUUUUUCUUGAAAUGGUUUCCGGUGGUUUCCGGUCUUUCCCGAUUGGUAAUCGAUUCGGAAUCUCAGACGGUUCGAAAUAAGGCAUUGGAGGCACUGUUCGAUAUCUUGAAAUCUACUGGUCAUCUGUUCGAAAUUAAUUAUUGGAACAAGAUAUUUCGAAAUGCUAUUCACCCUAUAUUUGAGGACCUCAAGGAGCCCACGUCAAGGCAGUCAUCGCCUGCCGCAGAUAUUAAGAGACGCGAAUCGACAUCUGAAAUAUGGAUUCAGACUAUUCGACUGUUGGUAGAUCUUUAUGCCCUAUUCCACGAUCUUUUCUCCACGCAGCCGGAAUUUUUGGUAGAACUUUUGGAUUUACUGGUGGCUCUUCUAAAACGGAAAAAUGAGAAAUUGGGACAAACUGGGAUUCGAUGCUUUCAUAACUUGGUUGCGAGAAAUGGUAUACGAUUUGAUAACAUCACAUGGGGUAUAGUAACGACCACAUUGGAGGACAUUUUUAAAUGGACGACACCCAACGAACUAUUUGAGGCCGACUUUUCAGGCGCCGUCGAAAACGGGAAUAAUGUCAAUCGUGACCCAUCGAGCAUAACAAGCAACGUGGUUGGGGCUGGAAUACCGCUGAAAAAGAUCACGUCCAUAGAUUCUACGGAUAUGUUUAUAACCGAGAAUCCAUUGGCACCCGAUCAAAAUGUUAGCAGAAUUGAAAUUGAUUUUCCGCAUGCGAUUAUUAAGUGUGCGGCACAACUCAUUGCUAUCCAGACCGUUCAAGAUCUUGCGCUCAAUGAUAAUUCAAUGUCGUCGACGAAAGAACCGAUCCACUAUCUUGCACAGAUGCCUGCCGAAUAUAGGAAUCGAUGGUUGAGAUGUUUGUAUAACUCUUACAAAUUUGCGCACAAUUUUAAUGCAAAUGAUAAACUUCGUCAUUCCUUAUGGAAAGCUGGCUACGUUCAACAACUGCCAAAUCUCACAAAACAAGAGACACUAUCUCUCUCGGUUUUUCUGUCGAUACUCUACGAUCUUUAUCGAACGUUUGGCGACGGAGAUCAAGAUUUAUUGCCACCACUAAUUGAAGAAUCCACGAAAAUACUUGAUAGAUUCAUUCGACUAACUCAUGAACCGAUAUCCAAUCAACAACAGCGGGAGAUGAAUAACUGGUCACCCUUGGUGAUCACAGUCUUUAGGGAAUUGUGUAAGACAAAAUGGGAUGAUGGAAGACGAGACAGCGAUGCAGAUGUAUUCGAUGAUGACGACAGAGAGGUUCAUGAUACCAAGACUACUCGUUUGGUCGGCUUAAGAAAACAAAUACCCGAUUUUUAUAGGCUGGCAAUUAAGAUUAUUGGCAUCGAUAGGGCCGAUGUGAGGAUUGCGCUUCAAGAAUUUUUGGAAAAGAUUGGAAAUGAAUUUUUAAAUAUUGACAAGUGGGAUAGUUGA
Messenger RNA from Acaulospora colombiana, 1806 nucleotides. NCBI's taxonomy places the organism in Eukaryota, Fungi, Glomeromycota, Glomeromycetes, Diversisporales, Acaulosporaceae. The record is from the annotation of a GenBank genome assembly.